This is a messenger RNA of Symsagittifera roscoffensis, 2070 nucleotides long. RefSeq lists its product as uncharacterized. The coding region runs from base 757 to 1863 and encodes 368 amino acids. The transcript has 6 exons. The record is from RefSeq and is a predicted model, not a curated record. Lineage: Eukaryota; Metazoa; Xenacoelomorpha; Acoela; Convolutidae.
UUCAGUCUGAGAAAAACAGAUUCAGUUCUGAAAUUGGAUAUUUAACGCUUGGAUAGCAGAGUUUAUGCUUUCGAUUUGGUGACAGGGAAACCCAAUUUCCCUGUAUUGGUCUAGCGACGCGAUAUUCCUCUAUUCACUAUAAAAGUGAACGAGUAUAGAAAUUAUUUCAUGGCAAGAGAGAGAGAGAGGGAACUGAAAUUUUCCAUUGAAGUCACAAUUUUUCAUUCAGUCUGCUACACCAAACAGACAAACGCAACCUGAGAGUCGGGGUUCCUUUUCUACAAAGCAAGAUUUGAUGAAACUUCAACAUACCAUUUGUCACUUACCAACUGAAGCAAAAGCAACGAACGUGCAUCAUGUUUAAAAUCAAACUUACUCUUAUUUCUAAGUCCAUUACGCAGUUUAAACCGUCAUGACUUAAGCUAUAAACUAUGGCCUCGUGUUAAAUUUCCUAGCUUCAAAAACAUUUGAUAAAUUAUUUUUGUCUUUGAUUGAUUUACUCGACCGACAGUUAAACUUGUGGAAAUAUUGGACUGCGUUCUUAAUUUCCCACGUGUAAAAUUAUAAAAAAACUUUACCGAAGUUCAAGAAUUAGUCACUUUAAAAGCGUAUAAUAUACUUUUUGGUUAUCCAUUCUGAGUUGAAGAAUUGAGGGCACUUUUCAAUAUUUCAUUACCAUAUUUUCCUUCAAAGUUUAUUUCGAGUGGGAAACUUUUCCUGUUUUCUCCUAUACGUUUGAAGUCAAACUGGAGAAAAAUGCCUUCACAUGGACAUACACACAAUUUCAUGUCCUGGACAAGUCAUCUGAAAUGCAAAAUAUGCAAAACUCUUUACGACGACUAUGUCCAUAGACCCAUGAUUUUACUAGAGUGUGGCCAUACAAUAUGCCACAUGUGUUCCUCAGCUAUGGCCAAAAAGGAGGGCAAAAUUAUUUGCCCGGACGAUAAAACGAACAUGGCUCUGAAUCGAGUGGCGCCAAAUUUAACCCUCCUUCAGAUGUUGAAGAGAAUAUGCACGGUGUGUGAGCGAAUCUUCGGAGAGGAGUUGAAGGAAGAAGAAACGGAAAAGAAGUACUUCUGCAACAAGUGUCUGGACCUCCUCAACAAGCGCAAAGACGAAGUCAAGAGGAAUAUCUGGGCCAAAAUUGCCGUCAUCCAGAAGAAAAACUCAGAGGCUGUCGAAGCUAUUCAAACCUUGGUGCUGAUGCUGGAAAACCUGAAGAAGGAAUACCUGGUGCACGAAAAACAACGGAUAGAGAAGUGUGAGUUCCUACGAAGCAUGUUGGAAAACGAGAAAGAUUUAGAAGAAGACGAGAUCAAAGAGUUCAUGGAAGACGUGGAAAAAAUGAACAAGGAGCGAGAAAAGAGAAAAAUAGACCUGAAAGCCAUUGAGCACAUUAAAAUGCUAAUGGACGAGUUAUUUACUAAAAAAGACACACAAAGUUUCCUGAAUUUCAUUCAGCUACACUCCAAAUCUCUAGAAGCGACGGCCGUAGACAACAACCCGGCGGCACUCAACGGCAACAACGGGACGACAAACGGAACGAUGAGUCAUAAUACUGCCCCCACCCACCCUAAUCAGCAAAACAUGUAUGGUGGGUCAUAUUACAAUCCUCAACAACACGGUGCUCAGUGUAACCCCCACCAACCUCCCCGCCCCCAAGAAAACAACAUGUAUAUGUCAUGUCAACAGCCGAACCAAAUGGGGGCAGCCCCCACCCCUAAUAACCUGACUGCUGCGCAGUUGCAGCAACAGCACGAAGCACAAGUGCGCAAGAUUCUGAGAUCUGGUUGUCCCAGUAGCAAAAACCGAGCGAACGGGGGCAAGCCAACAAUCUGUUCCUGUAAUGGUGUACACCACUAAAUCAAUAGUAAAUAAAUAUUCUUCAAUAGUAAUAUCCAAAAUAAUAUUUUGAGGGCCAAUUUUAUUUCAAAACACUUCGAAAUAAAUAGUGAUUACAAUUUUGCUGGAGAAACCUUAAUUUUUAGCUUUGAAAAAUUUCGAUGUUUUUGAAAUUAAAUUGCACUGAAGUCCAAAACAAAUCUUGGCAGUUUCAGCUGGUUUUAUCUU